CGGUUCAGUGUUGGGUUACGGGAUGACACAAACCCGCAAAUCCCUAGCCCCCCUCUCAAAGACCAUCUCCAUCUCCAUCUCGAAGCUCGCAGGUGCGCGCAAGAGUUCGGAAUCCUUCUCUCUCUUCUUGGUUCUUCUCCCUUAGGUUCUCCGGUGGAGGUGAUUUUGAUUCUGAUUCAAAGAGAAAAGAAUGAGCACUAGGCCUGUGCCAAGGAGAGAAAGCCCCUGGGGUUUACCUGAAGGUGACACACGACAGCCUGUGGCACACAGAUGCAAUGAUCGUGCAGAGGAUGUUAUCCAGGCUUUGUUUGAAGGAAAUCCAUUAAAAAAAGUUCCGGGCCCUUUCAAGCUCUUCUGGCAAUGCAUGCGAUCUAAGCCCGGGGAGGAGCCAACGGAACCUUUCUACUACUUGCAACUGGAUCCACCAAAAAAGGAAGAGGCCAAAUUAGAGUAGCAGGGAUGAUAAAAACUUACAAAUCAUAGCCUUUUUCUGUUAGCACUUGAAAUAAUUUUGACAGGCUAUAUCAUUGUGAAUAACGAGCCUUGAUCCAUCCAUUUUGUACUGGGAAAACAAAUCUUGCUUCAUCACUUGUUGGAAGAUUCUAGUUGAUGUUUUCAAGGUCGUCUUGAUUUGUUUGUUUCAAAUUAGAAACAUAUUGGUCGAUGUCAUGUAGGAAUCUUUGUUCUGGCAUGGCAUGGCAUGCGAAUUAUUGGACAAACUUGAUCCCUUUGUUGCCUCUUA
This is a messenger RNA of Musa acuminata AAA Group (dessert banana), 742 nucleotides long. RefSeq lists its product as uncharacterized. The transcript has 4 exons. The coding region runs from base 191 to 454 and encodes 87 amino acids. Lineage: Eukaryota; Viridiplantae; Streptophyta; Magnoliopsida; Zingiberales; Musaceae. The record is from RefSeq and is a predicted model, not a curated record.